Messenger RNA from Caenorhabditis angaria, 1514 nucleotides. Lineage: Eukaryota; Metazoa; Nematoda; Chromadorea; Rhabditida; Rhabditidae. The record is from the annotation of a GenBank genome assembly.
AUGAAAGAAUAUAAAAUUGUUGUUUUGGGAAAUGGAGGAGUUGGAAAAAGUGCGCUGGUAAGAGAUUUUUCAUAAUUAAUUAAUUUUUUCUCCAAAUUUUAAUAGACGCUUCAAUUUGUUCAAGGAGUUUUCACUCCACAUUAUGAUGCUACAAUUGAGGAUAGUUAUCGAAAGUUGUCGAAAAUUGAGGCUGAAAAUGCGCGGCUCGAAAUUUUGGAUACGGCCGGAACCGAGCAAUUUAGUGGAAUGAGAGAGACUUAUUAUAAAUCGGCGCAUGGUUUCAUUUUGGUUUUCUCGUUGGAGGAUAAAUCGACGUUUGAGGAUUUGAAAUUGACUUAUGAGAAUAUUGCGAGGAUACGCGGGAAGGAUGUGGGUUUUUGCGAAUUUUUUGAAAUAUUAUUUUUUGGUAGCUUCCAAAAUAUAUUUUCCUUAAAAUUUUAGAAAAACCUUAAAAAUUUGAAAAGUUUUUGAUAAAGACUUAAUUUUUACAAAGUUUUCAAAUUUUCUGAACGUUGUGUGGCCUAGAAAUCCAAACUAGUCCCUGUUUUCAAAAAAAAAACUUCUGAUUUCAUGACCUAGAAAACCAAAUGCUCAAAUAUCGGUUUUUUGGAGAAAAAGAGAAAUUAUAGAAAUUUUCGAUUUGUUUUCAGAAAAUUCUUCAAAUCCUCAAAAAUUGAUUUUUACCUAAUGAAAAAUUAUAUUUUUUUCUGAAAUUUUUGGAUUAAAAUUUCAUGAUUUUUCAAUUUUUCAAGAAUUUUGCAUGAAUUUUUAAAAAUUUUCUUUUUUUUUUAAAUUUUCACGUCAUUCAGAAAAAUUAGUUUUUGUUUGGAAGUUUUUCACGCUAUUUUAAAAAAGAAGAAGAGCAUCCAAAUCGAGAGAGAUGACAGAGACGCGAAAACUCCCUUUAAGUACAGUAGUUAUAUAGUUUUCUUGUUUGUUCGUUUCGAGAAACGCGUGAAAAAGACACACGCGAAGCAGUAGAUACAGUAGUUUUUUACCAAAAUAUUUUUGUUCGUGUCGAGAAACGAGCGUCUUUUUCUCUGCGCCACUCUCUCGAUUUGGACAGCCAAAAAUAGCGUGUUUUUCAGGCUCCCUGAAAAUUUUGAGAAAUUUAGUUUUUUUCUGAAAAAUUUGAGAACUUCUGAAAUUUUCGGAUAAAAAUAUCUAUUUUUCAUGAAUUUUUAAGAAAAAAAUCAAUUUUUCGGAUAAAAAUAUCUAAUUUUUCGCGAAUUUCAAGAAAAAAUCUCAAAUUUCCCCUCGCACAGGUUCCUCUGAUCCUCGUCGGCAACAAAUCCGAUCUAAUCGGCACACGUCAAAUCGAUCAACAAUUCGUCGAAGAUCACGCUCGUACUCUAAACAUCCCAUAUUUUGAAACAAGUGCGAAAUUGAAUCAAAAUGUGGCGCAAAUUUUUGAAGAAUGCGCAAUUUUGAUAUUGAAAAGAGGCGGGGUCAAGGAAAAUAUUAAUUCUGAUUCAACUUCCACAAUUUUUAAGUCAUGCUGUUGUUUUUUGUAA